Blepharisma stoltei is the source of this 2452-nucleotide messenger RNA. Lineage: Eukaryota; Ciliophora; Heterotrichea; Heterotrichida; Blepharismidae. The record is from the annotation of a GenBank genome assembly.
AUGGAUCUCAAAAAGAUACCUGACUCAUUUCAAGCUGAAAAGAUCGCAGCAUUGAAAUCAGAGAUGAGCAAAGUUCUAAAGACUAUAAGCAUUCUAGAAGACCAGCAAAAAAUUGCAGCCGAAGAAAUGGUCGAGAAAAAACUUUUAGAGCUAGCUCAAAGAAGCGGACAAAUCUUGGAUGAGAAAUUCAAUACUCUCAAAGAAGAUUUUCACAGCAAAGUCACACAAAUUUUAACUGAUUUUGAGCAGAAAUCAAGAAAAGGAGCUAAGGAAGUAAAGCAUAUCAUUAGAGGAGACGUCAAAGAAGAAGUUAAUCAUCGCCCUAUUUUUGUCGAAAAAGUUCAUGUAAAGCAGUCUGCUCCGAUUUCAAAGCUAUUGUACAGCAAGGACUUUCAAACAGUCUAUAAUAUUUUUAUUGCGAUACUCGUAAACUUUGGAGUUGCAGAGCUCGCUAAAGAUCUCUUAGAUAGUAUAGCCCUUGAAUUUUUUAAGAUCGUUAUUGAGCAUCCAUUUUAAUUUUUAAAAUUAAUUUGACUUAUCAUUAUUUUAAAAAGUAAAAAUGAAGAGAGAAAAAUCUCUGUUUUAUCGUUUUAAGAUGCCUAAUCAGGCUUAGACUGCAUAAAAUCGGUUUUUCUGGGACAUAUUUUUCUUAUUGGCGUUCUGCGGGUAUAGCGAUCUAUUAUGGUACAUUAUAUAUACUGAUGUGCUAGGGCUUAAUCUUCUUUCUGGAAAUUUUGGAGGCUUCGACAGAGUAAUUGUGAUGUGGAUUUCAAUGUCUAUUUGGAGCUACUGGCCUGUGAUUUUAGUCCAGCUAAUUUCGGGUGGGUUGUCUCUAUAUUUAGGAUUUUUGCUGCAUUUUGCAUCAAUAGCUUCUAUUUUUUGGUUCGCAAUCCAUUCCAGACAAGUCUACCAGCUGCCGAUUUCAAGCUCAUUUGUGGUCCUAUGCGAAAUGAUCCGCUUUAUAAUGAAAAUGCAUUCAUAUUUUAGAGAAAAAUUACUUUAUGGAAAUGGCCGAAAUAGAUACUCAAGCUACAUCCCUUCACAUAUAGAAAAUCUAGGCUACUCUGAAAAGGAUAUUCAAAGACCCCAAAUAAACCUAAAAGACUUCGCUAAAGAAUUCAAAAGUUAAGUUUGGGUUAUUAAAGACAGACGUUAGCUAUAUUAGUGGCGCAGUCAUCAAAGACCUUCCAUAUGAGAGGUUUGACCGCUUUUCGACACCAGCCUAGAGGGUCUUUCCCCCAAUAAUGGAUGCCACUUCCCGAACCUUCUGUCUCUUCCUUGCCUUGUAGCUCUAGUAUUGAGUGGGCAGCUUGUAGAUUUCUGCAGCCCUACCUCGGGUGAUUGGAGGAGCUUGAUUUCAAGGAUCCUUGGAGUCUAUCGGGUGCUAAAGUGCAUUACUUCAACAGCUAAAGAAAAAAGACUAUCUCCUGUGGCCAGGACCGAAACCCCAGCUUCUCGGUAGAGGAAUAACGUUGAUCCUCGGAUCCAAAAAGACGCUGUUGGCGCUCCAUUUGCAACCACAGGAAAGCGGCCAAAACCUCCCAGGCACACAUUUCUUAAGCCUGCACUUGAUUCUUGGCUCAGAAUUCGUCCCAGUUCACCGUUGUCAUAAGGUCUGAACUGUUGCGCCAAGACAUGCACAAUUUUAAUGUAUAUAGAAUUCAAAAGGUACACUUAUUUCUUAUAUGUUCCGACCUUAAUUUAUAGAGACUCUUAUCCAAAAAUUGACAAGUCUAUUAGAUGGAGAAACCUUGGAGUCCACGUUUUUGAUUUCUUUGGAAGCAUUGUAUACACAACACUAAUUUUCAAAGCAUUCUGUGUCCCUACCUUUAAAGAAGCUUCAAAUAAUAUAACUGACCCAAGCAAGCUUAUCAUUUCUUGGAUUCAGUCAAUGCUUCCUGGGACUUUUGUAUUUCUUUUGCUAUUUUUCGCAGUCAUGCACUCGUGGUUUUCAAUUUGGGCUGAGAUACUGAAUUUUGCGGAUAGGAAAUUUUAUGAUGAUUGGUGGAAUUCCAGCGACUUUGGGACAUUUUAUCGAAAAAUAAGCGUCAUUCUUUAUGAGUGGGUGCACAGCUAUAUUUUUAUUGAUUUAAUGAGAUUUUCAAAUGAGUUUAUAGGUAAAAAACUAGCUCGCUUUUGUGUAUUUUUAUUAAGUGGGAUCGUUUGCGAAUUACUGAUAGAUUUAUCCCUUGGAUUCUUUUCUCCAUUCUUGUUCAUAUUAAUAAGCGGCCCAGGGCUACUGAUGAUUUCAAUGAAGACACAAUCAUCAAGAUUAUAUAACAUUAUCGUAUGGGCUGGGCUCAUCAUUGUAAAUGGUCUGAUAAUUAUGCUGUAUUCUCUCGAAUACUAUUCUCGCUCUGGCAAUUCCUACAUUGAUCCAUUUCCAGCUUACGGUUUAUUUGGCUAUUUAAUUCCUCAAUGGACUCUUAAAAUGAAUUUACUCUCAGUUUAA